Messenger RNA from Arabis nemorensis, 1131 nucleotides. Lineage: Eukaryota; Viridiplantae; Streptophyta; Magnoliopsida; Brassicales; Brassicaceae. The record is from the annotation of a GenBank genome assembly.
AUGUCGGAGAAUCAGAGCUGCGUGAGGAUGACAAGAGCGGCGGCGAAGAGAAAAGCUUCGAUGGCUAUGUCCACCGACGAAGGACGAGUCAGCAAGAAGAGAGUUGUGCUUGGUGAGCUUCUCAAUGUUCCCAAUCUCAAUCAGAAAAGAGUGACCCAGAAACCCAAAACGUCUCUUUGGUCCCCAAUCAAGCAGAUUAUGACAGAAGAUCCGGUUGUCGUAUCGCCGGAGGUUACGGCGGAGACGGCGAUGGUUGCCCUAAAACCAGCCUCUGACAUCGAUGCUCGUUCUGAUGAUCCUCAGAUGUGUGGACCUUAUGUCACCGACGUCUACGAGUACCUCCGUGAAAUGGAGGUGAAACCGAAACAAAGACCAUUACCGGAUUAUAUCGAAAAGGUUCAGAAAGAUGUAACACCAAGUAUGAGAGGUGUUUUGGUAGAUUGGUUAGUUGAGGUUGCUGAGGAGUAUAAGCUCGUCUCCGAGACUCUCUAUCUUACAAUCUCGCAUAUCGAUAGAUUCUUGUCCGUAAAGACUGUCAACAAGCAAAAGCUUCAACUUGUGGGAGUUUCUGCAAUGCUUAUUGCUUCGAAGUAUGAAGAGAUCAGUCCUCCUAAAGUGGAAGAUUUUUGUUACAUUACGGAUAAUACAUUUACGAAACAAGAUGUGGUGAAGAUGGAGGCAGAGAUACUUCUUGCGCUUCAGUUUGAAUUAGGAAGGCCUACUAUCAAUACUUUUAUGAGACGGUUCUCAAGGGUUGCUCAAGAAGAUUUCAAAGUGCCACAUUUGCAGCUAGAGUCUCUCUGUUGCUAUUUAUCCGAACUGAGUUUGCUAGACUACAAAGCUGUCAAGUUUGUGCCAUCUAUGUUGGCUGCUUCUACUGUCUUUCUUGCUCGAUUCAUCAUCCAUCCCAAACAACAUCCUUGGAAUCAAACUUUAGAAGAAUACACGAAAUACAAAGCGGCUGAUUUGCAAGUAUGCGUGGGAAUUAUACAUGACUUGUAUCUGAGCAGAAGAGGAGGUGCUCUACAAGCUGUUAGAGACAAAUACAAGCACCAUAAGUUCAAGUGUGUAGCAACCAUGCCUGUAUCACCAGAGCUACCGGUAACCUUUUGGGAGGAUGUUACCAUAUGA